GGAGGAAGUCUGCUGCUGUGUCUGAGCUGCAGGACUUGGUGUCUCAGGUGAACCUCUGAAUGUCUGCAGUCAGGAUGAGUUCCGUCCAGAAGCUCAGGGAUGUGAUCAGAGAGCGGCUGGUCGCUGCUGCUCAGCAAAUCUUCACGGACUUUGAAAACAGCGUCUUCCUGUUCGAGGAGGAGCUGGACCGUCAGCGGAGACUGCUGGACCUCCCCUGGAGACCACCGAGAAGCUGCCAGGAUCCAGACUGUAGAGAGGAGGAGGUUCUCGCUGAGCAGCAUCUCUGUAACCAGGAGAGGAACUCCAGGUUGGACCAGGAGGACCAGGAGGACCCUCAGCUUCUACAGAUCAAAGAGGAACAGGAGGAACUCUGCACCAGUCUGGAUGGACCGCACCUGGUACGGAACCAGGAGGCAUAUACCUUUAUGCUAUUUCAGUGCAAGUCCAAAUGUGAAGAAUUCUCUGGAGAAAUAUUCAGAAUCUUUGAAAAAACAAUUGUUCGGUACGAGGAGGAGAUUGAUCGGCAGCGCAGACUGCUUGAUGUCAUCUGGAAACCCGAAAUCACGUCUGACACAGCAGACCUCCCCCAGAAACAUGUCUGUUUGGAGCAGCAGGUCAGUAGCCAUGAGAAGAACUCCAGCCUGGACGAGGAGGAACCAGAGCCUCUACAGAUGAAGGAGGAACAGGAGGAACAGGAGGAACUGUGCACCAGUCAGCAGGCAGAGCAGCUUGUCCUGAAGCAGGAGACAGAUUCCUUUAUGGUUACUACUGUUGAUGAAGAAAGUGAGUCCGGUGAAGCUGACAGUGAGCAGCUCGUCUCUCACAGCUCUCCUGUAGCUCAGAUCCCAGGUCAGGAAGGAAGGAAGCCUCUAGACUCAGAAUCAACGAGAAACACAGAGCUGAAGCCAAAGAAGAGACGUGACACAAACAGCAGCAACAAUGUCAGCCAGCCUCCCAUGUUAGAGAGAAGAUGUGAUGCUGACACAGGAAUGAAGACUUUAACAUGUGACUUCUGUGGAAAAGCCUUUAAACAUAAGUCCAAUUUAAAGAUACAUCAGAGAAUCCACACAGGUGAGAAGCCGUUCACUUGUGAAACAUGCGGCAAAAGUUUCAGUCAGAGUAAUCAUUUGAUUGUUCACAUGAGAAUCCACACGGCUGAGAAACCAUAUUCAUGCAACACUUGUGGUAAGAGAUUUCCAGACCCUUCAGCGUUUAAAAGGCACACAGCAAUCCACACAGGUGAGAAGCUCUACACCUGCAGCACCUGUGAGGUGAGUUUCAGUUACAGCCAGUCCCUCAAAGUCCACAUGAGAACUCACACAGGUGAGAUGCCGUACCUCUGUAACAUCUGUGGGAAGAGGUUCAGUCACCUUUCAGCUUUAAAAGCGCAUACAGCCGCUCACACAGGUGAGAAGCUGCAUUCUUGUCCAACCUGUGGGAAGAGUUUCAGCCAAAGUGGUGAUCUGAAAGUCCAUGUGAGGAUCCAUACAGGUGACAAACCGUACUCCUGUGAAACCUGCGGGAAAAGGUUUUCUUCCACAUCAGCAGUGAAAAGACACACGACGAUCCACACCGGAGUGAAGCUGUUUUCCUGUGAAACCUGUGGGAAAAGCUUCAGUCAAAGUGGGAAUUUGAAAGUCCAUCUGAGAAUUCAUGCAGUUUGAAAGUCAGCACCGGAAAUGAGUCUGCUCGUCGUUGGGAACUUGACGGCUCUGCUCGGUGCCUCGGUCUGGACGCGGAUCAGCAGCAGAGAGCCGCGGACGCGCCGGGAAGGACCGGGAGCCAGGUGUUUGGUU
Molecule: messenger RNA, 1796 nt
Organism: Amphiprion ocellaris (clown anemonefish)
Lineage: Eukaryota; Metazoa; Chordata; Actinopteri; Pomacentridae
Product: zinc finger protein 260-like
Exons: 4
Coding region: 60-1664 (534 amino acids)
Biological process (GO): regulation of transcription by RNA polymerase II
Molecular function (GO): RNA polymerase II cis-regulatory region sequence-specific DNA binding; DNA-binding transcription factor activity, RNA polymerase II-specific
Source: RefSeq, a predicted model, not a curated record